AUGAUAGCCCCGCACCCCUGGACACCGCCCCUCCUCCUCCGCAUACGCUUCACAACGUCCCUCCCCGACCUCGACCUCGACAUCCCCUCCCCCUCGCAAACAACAGUCGCCGCCCUCAAGCACCUCAUUCGCGGCCGCCUCGCCCAGCCCGACUCCCAGCGCCGCCUCCGCUUCAUUCACCAAGGCAAGAUCCUCCCCGACGCAUCGGCCCUCAGCUCCGUCCUGCGACCGCUGCCCCCUCCUCCAUCCUCAAACCCGACCUCGACGCCAUCAACACCCAGCGCAAGCAGCGGCUUCGAUGAUCCCAAGGGAAAAGGGAAAGCGAAGGCCCACGAGACGGCGCCGCCGCAGAGGGUCUAUGUGAACUGCAGUAUCGGCGAUAGUCUCACCGACGAAGAACUAGCCGCUGAAGCCGAGGCGGCUCUACGCGCGCCAACGGAGCGGGGUCACGACGGUGGCUCAUACGGCCCCCAUGCCCACCAGCAGCAACAGCGCCCGACCCCGAGGGGUUUCGACAGGCUCCUCAACGCGGGCUUCACGGCAGCCGAAGUAAACCAGUUACGCCUCCAGUUCCGCGACAUCCGCGCGACGCAGUACACCCCCGACACAAUGCCCAGCCCAGACACGAUGCGCUCGCUCGAGGACACCUGGAUAGAUACCAAUGCCAGCGGCGCGUUACCUGGCAGCGGGGCGGGCGCGGGAGGUGAUGGAGCCGAUGGAGGAGGGGGUGGUGGCGGCGAUGAUGCGUUUGGGGUCAUGAGCGGUAUACUCGACGUGCUCAUCGAGGGUCUGAUUGUGGGCUUCUUCUGGCCUCUAGGUUGCCUGGGGUGGCUUUCGAGGGAGGAGAAUAUGCUCUCUGGCCGGUGGCAUGAUUUCAUUGGGUUCGGGGUGACUUUGAGCAUCAUUAUUGGCGUCAUUAGGGCCUUCUCAGGCGAUCGAUAG
Molecule: messenger RNA, 942 nt
Organism: Colletotrichum godetiae
Lineage: Eukaryota; Fungi; Ascomycota; Sordariomycetes; Glomerellales; Glomerellaceae
Product: DUF2407 C-terminal domain-containing protein
Exons: 2
Coding region: 1-942 (313 amino acids)
Cellular component (GO): Dsc E3 ubiquitin ligase complex; endoplasmic reticulum
Molecular function (GO): protein binding
Source: RefSeq, a predicted model, not a curated record